CACGGAACCUGCACUAUUUAACUGUUUUCUCUGCGUUCGUAAGAAUAUUCAUAGGCACUGUUUCCCAAAGGAUGCGCAAUUAAAACAUUUUAAUGUCUAAAGAACCUGAUGGAUUAUCAAACAACGUUUUGUUAAAAUGGUCCUUUAGAGUGCCAGUUUAUUUUAGGAGGUCUUGGCAAAUAGAUGGUUUUUUUUCCCGUUUCGAAAUCAAACGCGUUUUCAGCAGAUGAGAACGACCAGCAGCAUCGGAUUCUUCUCGUGUUAGUACCUGUGGAUCUCUGUUAUAAUCAAAUUUGGACUGGUGAACUGUUUUGCAUCGCAAUGGAUACAACUAUGUGGAGUUAUAUAUUAGGUCUUUUCAUGGUUGCUUGUCGAGUAAAACUGGCUCGAUCAACAGUUUUAGAAUCAAUAUAUUGGAAUACUUCAAACACCAAGUUUGUCCCAGGAAGGGGUGUAGUACUAUACCCUCAGAUCGGAGACAAAAUGGACAUUGUGUGUCCAAGAAUCAAGCCAGGCUCCACUGAGCAGACGAACAUUGAAUACUUCCGGGUCUAUCUUGUUCCCAAAGAACAACUUGAGACCUGUCGAGUCACUAAGGGCGACAUGUUACUGCUCAACUGUGACAAGCCAGACCAGGACGUGAAGUUCACCUUCAAGUUUCAAGAGUUCAGCCCCAACCUGUGGGGCCUGGAGUUCUACAAAGGAAAGGACUAUCACAUCAUCUCCACAUCAAACAGCACUUUUGAAGGUUUGGACAACCACGACGGCGGUGUUUGUAAGACCAAAUCUAUGAAGCUGGUCCUGCGAGUUGGACAGAGUCCUACAGAUUCAUUCUCAGCAAAAAACUAUCCAACUAGAUAUCCUCCAAAAUACCCUGACAGUAAGGACCAAAACACCUUCAGCAAAGAAACCGAUGCUGUCAACAGAGUUGACCCCAUGCAGAAUGGUGAGUCCGGAGGCAAGAGCGGAGAGUCUGUAGGAUCUGCUGGAUCUGAAGUAGCCCUGUUUGCUGGUGUUGCAUCUGGUGCUGUCAUCUUCAUCAUCAUCAUCAUCGCUCUGGUAGCACUGCUGCAUCGGCGUCAUCAGAAACACUCCGCGCAGUGCUCCGCCCAGCUGCCAUUAAACACGCUGCCCAAACGCGGAAGUGCUGCCAGUGGCGGCAGCAACAAUAACGGCUCUGAGCCGAGUGACAUCAUCUUUCCGCUGCGCACCUCAGGAAGCAUGUACUGCCCGCACUACGAGAAGGUCAGCGGUGACUACGGCCACCCUGUCUAUAUCGUCCAAGAAAUGCCACCACAAAAUCCUGCAAACAUUUACUACAAAGUUUGACAGAGAAUGGACAACAAGCCACGGACACGGAAAAGCCGACCGGCUCUGUUUCAAAUGAUGGACAUCAGCGUUUUGAUGCCUCUCUGACGCUCAGAUGCUUGUUGCAGAUGUUUUAGCUCUAUUAGCUGGAUGCUAGAAGGGCUGAAGUGUUGUCUAAUUCAGAAGAACUUGGCUUUGAGACUUGAUUCUGGAUUAGAUGAUGGUGCACAUGGGAAUUUGCUCUUCUGUUUAUACUUUAAAGCUGGAUGACUUUCAAAGCCUAGAACAAUCUUACAGAUGAACAUGCAGUGAAUGCUGCAAAGUCAUGCUGAAUAAACAUCUCAUGUGAAGGAUCUGAGAAUACCAACUGAUUUUUUUUUUUAUUUAUUCCUUUUUUUUUAUUUAUUCCUUUUUUUUUGUUUCUAAACUCCCAGAUCUUAAUUCAUGCACGAGAAGAGGCCUUUAUUCCUGUACUUUGCAAUUCUUCAAUGUAUUUGAGUCCAUCCGAUGCAAUUUAAGCUGAUGCACUUAACUGUUUGCAUCCCAAAGCUGGCCUGAUGGAUGCAUAUUACAUGUCAUUUCAGACAUUUGUAGCCCUUAUGCUGUUAACGUGC
Sinocyclocheilus rhinocerous is the source of this 1922-nucleotide messenger RNA. It is a transcript of the gene efnb2b, whose product is annotated as ephrin-B2b. Gene Ontology annotation, biological process: ephrin receptor signaling pathway; axon guidance; blood vessel morphogenesis. Gene Ontology annotation, molecular function: ephrin receptor binding. The coding region runs from base 184 to 1329 and encodes 381 amino acids. The transcript has 5 exons. NCBI's taxonomy places the organism in Eukaryota, Metazoa, Chordata, Actinopteri, Cypriniformes, Cyprinidae. The record is from RefSeq and is a predicted model, not a curated record. Gene Ontology annotation, cellular component: plasma membrane.